Anarrhichthys ocellatus (wolf-eel) is the source of this 6829-nucleotide messenger RNA. RefSeq names its product GTPase activating Rap/RanGAP domain like 3 (gene garnl3). The transcript has 30 exons. Gene Ontology annotation, molecular function: GTPase activator activity. Gene Ontology annotation, biological process: regulation of small GTPase mediated signal transduction. Bases 401 to 3499 code for a protein of 1032 amino acids. NCBI's taxonomy places the organism in Eukaryota, Metazoa, Chordata, Actinopteri, Perciformes, Anarhichadidae. The record is from RefSeq and is a predicted model, not a curated record.
AAGUCAUAAGCAGCCGCUCAGUGCCGGGCUGAAGCUGAAGGAGCGCUGUGAGCUCCACAGUUCAAGAUUCAGCGCAUUCCGCUCAGGUUGACAACUGCUGCAGCUCCUCCACAGCCUGUCCGUAUGGAAAUACCACCGACAUCAUGCACCUCUAAAAGCUCCGACAACACCGUCUUGUGUCUGGCCUGAAGGGGAAAAGUCUGCAAGAUCACUUUCCUUGCACCUCUGAGGUGGACCAAGCGUCAGAGGAUUUUUUUUUUUCUCCUCCUCUUUUUCGAGUAGUCCGUUUCAAUUUCCCCCUUCCGCUUCUCGCAAGUCUCGCAUUUUUUUUUUUAACUUUUAUUUUUUCCUUCCCAAAAAAAAAAAGGCGCUGCUGUUUCCCCGAGUCUACCCAGCACCCAUGAAUUCAGAUAAAAAUGUGUACCUCGGCAGAGACAAAGGCAUCAUGCGGAAGAGAGCCUUGCUCCUUCGGAAAGGUUGCAGCUUCGAGAUUACCAGCUCUGCCUCGGAGGACUUGGGCUGCAGGCGUGGAGACUUCAGCAGGAAACACUAUGGUUCAGUGGAGCUGCUAAUUUCUAGUGACGCAGAUGGGGCCAUACAGAGGGCAGGGCGCUUCAGGGUGGAGAAUGGCUCGUCGGAUGAGGCUUUGGACUACACACCAGGAACCUGGAGGAGAACCGAUGUCCAUCUGGAGAAUCCAGAGUACCACACCAGAUGGUUCUUUAAAUACUUUCUGGGAAAAGUCCACCAGAACUAUGUGGGUACAGAUGCAGAGAAGAAUCCCUUCUACCUGUCGGUCGUCCUCUCAGACCAAAACAACCAGCGGGUUCCUCAGUACAGAGCCGUCCUCUGGAGAAAGAUGGGCACUCUGAAGAUCAGCCUCCCCUACAGCCCGACCAAAACACUAUCAGUCAAGUCCAUCCUCAGUGCAAUGAACAUGGACAGGUUUGAGAAAGGCCCCAGGGAGAUCCUCAACCCAGAGAUUCAGAAGGACCUGCUGGUGUUGGAGGAACAGGAGGGUUCUGUCAACUUUAAAUUUGGCGUCCUGUUUGCCAAAGACGGACAGCUCACAGAUGACGAGAUGUUUAGCAACGAGACGGGGAGUGAGAGCUUCGAUAAGUUUCUCAAUCUGAUGGGGGAGUCUGUUACGCUGCAGGGAUGGGCAGGUUACCGCGGAGGGCUGGACACCAAGAAUGACACUACAGGAAUGAAGUCCAUCUACACAGUGUAUCAGGGCCAUGAGCUCAUGUUCCAUGUGUCCACCAUGUUACCCUACUCUAAAGAGAACAAACAGCAGGUGGAGAGAAAGAGACACAUUGGAAAUGACAUUGUUACCAUAGUAUUCCAGGAAGGGGAUGACGCAUCGUCGUCCUUCAAACCGUCUAUGAUCCGAUCGCACUUCACCCAUAUUUUUGCAUUAGUUAGGUAUAAUAGCCAGAAUGACAGUUACAGGUUGAAGAUUUUCUCAGAGGAGAGUGUUCCACUGUUUGGACCCCCUCUCCCACCUCCGCCUGUAUUUACUGAUCACCAAGAAUUCAGGGACUUUUUAUUAGUCAAAUUAAUCAAUGGAGAGAAAGCCACACUGGAGACGCCAACGUUUGCCCAGAAGCGUCAGCGGACCCUUGACAUGUUGAUCCGCUCGCUCUACCAAGACCUCAUGCCUGACCUGCACAAGGUUCCUUUUUCUCCCCAGAACAUGUUAAACCGCCGGUCCUUCAGCGACGUGCUGCCUGAGUCUCCAAAGUCAGCACGCAAGAAGGAGGAGGCACGGCAGGCCGAAUUUGUCAGAAUAGGGCAGGCUCUGAAGCUGAAGACCAUUGUGAGAGGAGACGCCCCAACUAGCCUUGUCACCACCGGCCUCUGCAGAAAAGAGCCGUGGGAGUCCCAGACGUUCAGCAGCACAUUCCCCUAUGAGAUCGUGUGUGCCGACUCCUGGGGUCAGUCUCUGCUGGCUGCCACCGACGCAGCCGGUGUCAUGCUGCUAGAUGGCCCUGAUCCAGCUUUGUCCAACGCUGAGACGCAGGCUGUGCCCCCAGUCCAGGUGUUUGACAAAACCAUGGUGGUGAAGCAGGUGCACGUUCUCGAGCCUCAGGACCUGCUUAUCACCAGGGCUGACAAAGGGAAGGACGCUCGCCUCUAUGUGUACAGACUCAGCACGCUCAAGAGGGGCCUGGAGGAGAAGCAGCUCGUCAGAAGCAAGUGUGACAGCCGGGAAAAUAAACUGGAGAAAACCAAAGGCUGUCAUUUGUACUCUAUCAACACUCACCACGGCUCAGAGCUGAGGAUUGUGGCUGCCAUCAGGAACAAACUCCUCCUCAUCACCAGAAAACAUCCACGGUUCGAAGGCUUGAGCGCCGUCGCCCCUUCAGCAGAGUCACCGGUGGAGGAGUUUCAGUACAUACGGGAGAUCUGUCUGUGUGACCCGCCGGUGGUGAUGGCGCUGGUGGAUGGGCCGACGGGGGAAAAUGACAACAUGAUCUGUGUGGCCUAUAAGCAUCAGUUUGACCUGAUCAAUGAGAGCACUGGCGAUGCCUACCGGCUACAUCACGUCGACGCCAACAGGGUAAAUUUUGUAGCAGCCAUUGAUGUGUAUGAAGACGGGGAGGCGGGUCUGCUGCUGUGUUACAACUACAUUUGCUACUAUAAGAAAGUUUGUCCAUUUAACGGCUCCACACCGAUGAUCCAGGCCAACACCUCCGAUUUCCACUUCAGCUGGAACCAGAUGCCCAAUGCUAUCGUCUGUGCGUUUCCUUACAUCCUGGCCUUCACAACGGACUCCAUUGAGAUCCGGCUGGUCGUUAAUGGUAACCUUGUGUACACGGCAGUGGUCCCAGAGCUACAGUUGGCUGCCUCGCGGUCGGACAUAUAUUUUGUUUCCUCGGCCCCGGUGAGCUCAGCCUCCAACUGCAGUUCGAGAGACACCAGUUCCCAGAGUUCCCCGCAGACGCCCACCGGCUAUGAGAUGCCUGUGUUCCCUUCGCCGCUCGGCGAUGGUGAAUCGGCAUGUAAGCACAUGUUCAAGAUCCCUCUGUGUAACUUGGUGGGCCGAAGCAUCGAAAGGCCCCUCAAGUCCCCUCUGGUCAACAAGGUGCUGACGACGCCGGCCCCCCCCAUGGUGCCCCCAUCUACCCUCAUCUCCGCCACGCACUCGCUGUCCCUGUCCCGCAUGGAAAUCAAAGAGAUAGCCAGCCGCACACGCAAGGAGCUGCUUGGCUUGACAGAGGAACCAAGUGGAAAGUCGGACAGUGGAACAGUCAAACAGAGGAAGAUGAGCAAGAAGAACACGGAGGAAGACCCUAAAGCACGAGCACUGACGUCAACAAACAGCGACAGGUUAGCCUCGGAGUCUGCUGAGACAGACCUGGACGUCCAGCUGCAUUGUUCGCCCAGUUCGGAGGCCGAGCCAGAGAAGGCGGUGCUGCGAGAGGAGAGCCCGCCUCUCGCCAGCGCGUUUGCCCUGUCCACAUCCUUCGAAGAAGAUGUCCUGGACCUAAAGUGAAGACAAUCCCACCGUGCACUUCUCUGCCCACCCACUCCUGUACUGUCACCAUUAUUUUAUUGUUUUAGUUGGUUUGUUUUUAAAUUAGUUUGUUGAAUUCUUUUUUCUUAACUUUUUUUUGUUGUUGUUGUUGUUCAUAUCCCUGUAUCUUGGGUCUCCCCCAUUCAUCGGACGAGAUGAGUGCAGCGGGAGUUAGAAGAUGUCUGUGUGCGUUUGUUUUUCGCGAGCCUACCAUCAAGCCACUGCGUGUUGGGUGUUUGUGUUGCCCCGCAGAAAAUAACCCAAAGAGGCGGUGAGGUUAUGUAAGAUGCCGUGGUUUAUUCAGAGCUCUGCAACAGCCUUGAGAUAAUGUUACCAAACCACAAACUGAAUGUAAAUCUGCGCACCGAGGCACGACAAAAAUCUCUGCGUUCACAAUGCCCUCUGAAGUUGCUAGCGCUUAAUGUGUUGUAUAUUAUGUGAUUAUUUCCGAUCCACUUUCAAAUGUUGUAUGAUAUGCGUAUGUGUGUGUACAUCUGUUUAUACAUGAAAAUGCAUACACAGUGACAAGCAUGUAUGCCUGUCAUGCCCGUGAUGUAUAUUUAUAGAUAUAUUAUAAAAAUCCAUUUUAUUCCCAUAUUUAGUGAAAGUAUGAUGUUUUAUGCUCUCUGCAUAUCUUACUCCUUAUUAUUCUCCCGAUUCACAGUAUACAGGUAGACAGGGCUGGAGGCAAAGUCUCCCACAAGUGCCAUUUCCCAGCAUCCUCCACUGAACUACAUCUCCAACAGCCACCAUAUUCUGGUGUCUGACAGUAGCAGCCAUGAUUGUAGUCCUCAUUAGAUUACUAUAUGGUGUCCCACAACUCCAUUCAGUUUGGAUGAAUUGACUUAUCGGAGGCCCUCUCUCAUAAGAAUGAGACGUACUUAAAACUGCAUGACCUGACUUUGCUACAUUAUUGUGACUUAUGCUCCAAAAGAAAUUGCUUCUUUGGAAACCAUAACAUCUGCGACAUCAUACCAAACAUAGCCUCCUAAAGCAAACCACAAGCUGAGACGGCAGAAGUGUGGAUGUUUUACUAGACUGGCGUGUGUGCCGAGCCGAGGUACGAUGGCACAGUAAAGAGCAAAACUACAAGUAAUACGUGAAAACUAAAGUUAAAACACAGCAUAUUGCCGUAAACUGAAAAGAUAAAAGCAAAAUUUUGUUGAAAUGUGCAAAGCUGAAACUGUCUAGACCACUAACUACACUAAAAUAACAUUAAGUAUGAAGUGUUUUAAGUGUCUUUUUUUUUCUUUUUUUUUGUACGUCUAAGGUGCAGAGAAGUAAUGAAUUUGGAAGUGAUCCCAAUAUUGAAACAAUGUAGAAAUAAAUUCAAAAUAUAUUGAUUAUAUUGCACAGAAACCCAUUUCAGCUGCACGCAGAAAACAUUCUGAAUUUAGAUAGUUGUAUUCAUCGUAUUCUUCCUCGUUUUUUGGCACGACUACUUCAAUACAGUUCAACGUCCUUCAAACUUAAACAUGUUCAACCCUUUGAGGACAUUGUCGGAAUGCUUGUAGUAUUCAUAUCUUUCAUACGUUGCAAAAUAUUACGAGUUUUUCAGCAAUUUUUCCCAAAUUCAAAUGAAGGGAUGCAAUGUUCAGAGGUAGAGUGGGUGACAUCACAAGCAGAGUGGGGUUGAGCUGUUAGACUCUUCAACUUCCUCAUCCUCCCAUAGGUUUCACUCUUCAUACACCAUCCUUUUUCAACGAAACAUAGAAAAAUGUGUCAUCUUUCAAACAAUUGAAAUAUUGAAGAAAACUGGCUCAAACAGUUUGCGCAAUGAGCAACGGGACUUCCAUCCAAUUGCCCCAUUGACUCCAAUAUUAACCGAGACAAGAAAUUUCAGGAACAAAAACAGAAAGAAGCACUCUACAGUAUUUCCACAUUUUUGACAAUCUUUGAGUUUAAGUGUUGAGUCUUAAUUUCAAUUUACUGAACUUUCUGACCCAGGAGUCACUCUGCAGAUACCAACACACAGCUGAUUGGGAUUAUCUGAUGAGACUUGUGCUUUUCUGGUCUAUGUGGUGUUGCAGUAGAUGGAAAAGGAUGUCAAAUAACAUUUUAACACAACUUCUAUUUCAACUGCAGCUACUGUAUUCUGAACUGGCACACAAAGCAAGUCAUGGCCUUUCAAUGGUACAAAUUCACACACGCAUGUCCACAUAAACUAUGGAAAAACACAUGCAUCCAUUUUUUUAAAUGUAUAAAAAAACACUCAUUUCCACACCUUUCACUGCUUACACUAUAUUUGCAGCCCUUUCUACUAUUACAGCUCUUCAUACUUCAUUCAUAUGGUCCUUCAUUUAAAGUUAAACCAGCAAUGCGCUUUAGCUCCCAGCCAUCCAUCAAGCAUUACAGUCCACCCGCCAGCUUUUCAGGCAAUGCUGUCCAGCUCCCAGCAAUACAGCUUAGCGUCAGCUUUUCAGCAGCCAGCACUCAAUCCCACCGCAAUUUCUUCCUCAAUUCUCAAGUAUAAAUGCACUUUUCAUUCAAACUGAGUGCUGAGGAACUCGCACUGACGACCCUGAAUCUAACAUGAAACGGGGAAAAUGUUCGUGAGGCAGUCAGUAAAGCCCAAAGACAAAGCUUUGGGGAUCCACUGGUACUAUAUAGAUAGCUCAACAAACUGGGAGCAGUGGUUCUAACUAUGCUGAUGUGGGUAUAUGCGACCGCCUCUGUGGUGGUUUCACAAUGCGGCAGCCUUCAGAUCUUGCAUGAGCCUCCUUCUCUUUACCGCUCACUCCUUUCCUCUGUUCUCCUGCCUGUCUCAGUGUGAACACUAUAACGCAACUCGGUAAGACUAAAAAGGGAAGAAGAAGAAUAGGAUGGGGGGAGGGGGGUAUUUUUAAAAAGGUACUCUAGUGUUUAUUACUCUGGGUGAGAGGGGGAUGCCUGUCAGUUACAGUUUGUGACACUGCUUCUCCCACGUACGAUGUUCCUAUUUCUCUUGUAUUUCUGUCAAGUACUCUUUGUUCCUACCUCCCCUUGGCAUUUUCACUGUUUUUGUUUGUUUGUUUUUGUAUUUUUAAUCUAUAUUUACUGUUUAGACUGUUGCUGAACCUCUGUGAUAUCAAAAUGAAAGAAAAUGAACAAAAAAAACACCAAGUGUCUUAAAAUAUUGUAUCGCCAUUGUUUUUAAUGCCAAGUACUACUUGUAAAUGUUUGUGUAUCAAAUGUGGCCUCAAAUGAAACUAAACUAUAUUAUUAUUAUGAUUAUUAUUUGAGCAAUUAUUUUAAACAAGUGCUGUAGACCACUGCUGUGAAAGUAGUCGAUUCUGUUCAUUGAUAUGUAAUAAAUAUUUAUGAAAUUUG